CGGCGCACGGAGGACAGCGGUGACGGCGGCAUGCGGCGGCUCGUGUUGCCCACCGUGGGCUGAGGCGGCCGCAAGCACGGGCGGGAGGCGCGGCUGCCGUGCACGCCGAGGGCGCAGCCAAGCCGCACCGAGCGCGCGGCAGCCAGAGCAACGCGCCAUGGGCCGAGCCGGGGGCGGGGGCUCAGGCCGGGGGCCGCCGCUAGUGCUGCUGCUUCUGGGGGCCACGCUGGUCCUCACCGCUGGGGCCGUGCCGGCACGCGAGGCGGGCAGCGCGAUCGAGGCAGAAGAGCUGGUGAGGAGCGGCCUGGCAUGGGAGCCGCGUGCCAAUGACACGCGGGAGGAAGCCGACCUGCCAGCAGCUGGGGAGGAUGAGACCUCGUGGACAGCGCCCGGCAGUGAGCUGGCUGCGGUGGGCCCUGGGGUCGGGCCAGAGGAGGCACUGGAGGCAUCGGCUUCAGUGACUGGCACAGCCUGGCUAGAGGCAGACAGUCCAGGCAUGGGUGGAGUGACUGCAGAGGCUGGCAGUGGCGACGCCCAGCCCCUUCCAACUACACUCCAGGCUCCUGAUGAGGCCCUUGGGCCGGCUACAGUGCCCCCUGCUACCCCAGAGGCUACUGAAGCCAGUGGGCCUCCCUCCCCAACUACCCAUGAUAUGCCUAGUGGAGGCCCAGAACUCCCUAAGGAGAGCCCCUUGGAGGUUUGGCUGAACCUGGGAGGAAGCACACCUGACCCUCAAGGGCCAGAGCCUACUUAUCCCCUUCAAGGCACUCCAGAGACCCAACCAGCUUCAGAUAUAAUUGACAUCGACUACUUUGAAGGACUGGAUAGUGAGGGUCGUGGUGCAGACCUGGGCAGCUUCCCAGUGUCACCAGGUACCUCAGAGAAUCACCCUGAUACUGAAGGAGAGACCCCUUCCUGGAGCCUGCUUGACUUAUACGAUGACUUCACCCCCUUUGAUGAGUCGGAUUUCUACCCUACCACAUCCUUCUAUGAUGAUUUGGAAGAGGAGGAGGAGGAGGAAGAGGAGGAAGAUGACAAGGAUGCAUUGGGAGGUGGAGACCUGGAAGAUGAAAAUGAACUUCUGCCCUCUCAGAAGCCUGGUUUCGGGCCUGGAACAGGCCAGCCCACCAGUCGGUGGCAUGCUGUACCUCCACAGCAUACUCUGGGGAUAGUCCCUGGCAGCAGCAUUGCCCUCAGGCCCCGCCCAGGAGAGCCAGGCAGGGACCUGGCCUCAGCAGAAAAUGGCACUGAGUGCCGCAGCGGCUUUGUCCGGCAUAAUGGUUCCUGCCGAUCAGUGUGUGACCUCUUCCCAAGUUACUGUCACAAUGGAGGCCAGUGCUACCUGGUGGAGAACAUAGGGGCCUUCUGCAGGUGCAACACACAGGACUACAUCUGGCACAAGGGGAUGCGCUGCGAGUCCAUCAUCACUGACUUCCAAGUGAUGUGUGUGGCCAUUGGCUCAGCCGCCCUGGUGCUGCUCCUGCUGUUCAUGAUGACCGUGUUUUUUGCCAAGAAGCUCUACCUGCUCAAGACUGAGAAUACCAAGCUGCGGAGGACCAACAAAUUCCGGACCCCAUCUGAGCUCCACAAUGAUAACUUCUCCCUCUCCACCAUUGCUGAGGGCUCUCACCCAAAUGAUGAUUCCAGUGCUCCCCACAAAAUCCAAGAAGCUCUCAAGUCCUGCCUGAAAGAGGAGGAAUCCUUUAACAUCCAGAACUCCAUGUCACCCAAACUUGAGGGGGGCAAGGGUGAGCAGGCUGAGCUGGAGGUGAACUGUCUGCAGAAUAACUUAACCUGAAGAGGAGGGAAAAGAGAGGACAUGGGGGGGCGGGGGAGGGAAGGAUCAGAAACUCCUCUUGUACAGAGUCGAUCUCAUGUAGCCAUUUGUUAAGCCUUUCUUUUCUGAUAUCAUGGCAUGCUCUGAUGUGUUUUGUACAGGAGGGGGAAAAACACUUAAAAUAGGCAAAGAAAUGGAACAGAAUUAUAUACAUUGGAUUGUUUUGUCUGUACUGUCUGUAUGUUGCUUCCACAGCUGUGAUUUCUAAACCUCUGCUGUUAUUCAACUGACUUUUUUUUUUGUACUUUGACCCACCUUUUUUUGGAAUACCAGUAAAAAACAAAGUUCUUGAAAUAAAACUUUUUAAAAAGCU
This is a messenger RNA of Nannospalax galili (Upper Galilee mountains blind mole rat), 2150 nucleotides long. It is a transcript of the gene Cspg5, whose product is annotated as chondroitin sulfate proteoglycan 5. NCBI's taxonomy places the organism in Eukaryota, Metazoa, Chordata, Mammalia, Rodentia, Spalacidae. Gene Ontology annotation, biological process: nervous system development. The transcript has 5 exons. The coding region runs from base 158 to 1798 and encodes 546 amino acids. The record is from RefSeq and is a predicted model, not a curated record.